Exaiptasia diaphana is the source of this 4366-nucleotide messenger RNA. RefSeq lists its product as uncharacterized. Lineage: Eukaryota; Metazoa; Cnidaria; Anthozoa; Actiniaria; Aiptasiidae. The record is from RefSeq and is a predicted model, not a curated record.
GUUAAACACUUGAAUGAACUUGCGUGAUGAGAGUUUUGUUAUUUCGCUCCUUGCUGGUCAUUUCUAUUGUACCGAUACCUUAUAUUCUAUUAACGGCGUAGGUUUGGUCGUGCRAUGACCGCGUGCGUGCCUAUCGUCUGUUUAAUUGAUUUUGUUUAUGGUUCGGUCACUGUGUUGGCAUGAGAUGUCAUUGUGUGUACAACCACUUUCGGCCACCGUUUUUACGGUGUGCCCUAUUCGCACGACAUGCUCAUUGCUGUAUUAUUAKUCAUUAUAAAUGGCGCAGGAGCCGUGUCCUCGAUACACGCAUAAAUAGUCAUGAUUUGCUCUGAGGCAUUGAUUCCCUUUCCCCGUGAGCCGGCUAAUGAUAUGGUCCAUUACUUAUGAUAUUCCGCAAGGACUGUUUUAAAAUGGAACUAUAACUGUUGUACAUGUAUGUUUGUGUUCAAGUCAUGCCUCCCAGAAAACGAGCGAGGAGAAAUCCCCCRAGUAACCUCCACGAGGACCRCCCUGGGGACAUAGACAACAAUCAGCUUCCAAACCAACGUCCACCUUURGAUAUCGCCACGUUGUCCGCGAGCAUAUCCACUGCGGUUUCGGAGGCUAUACAGCGAGCCUUCCAAGGUAACCAACAAAGGCAGCCUGGUGUACGAGACACCAUUCGCGAAAAUGCCAAUUUCAUAAGUGGAGGAAAUGACGCAUCAGGUCAGUCAGAUACAGGAGAGCCACUCACCCCUAUAUUCUCKAGCAUUGCCAUCCCACUGGGUGGUAAUGUCAGCGAUAAAGUUAAGGCAAAAAUAUGGGCCGACGAGUUUGUACAUUUCAGUGCUCUGUUAGAGCCGUCCGUCAACCAAAGCAGAUAUGCAGUCAAUUUGUCUCCUGCUCAAGGAGACAAACAGGCCUCGUUGACCUUUGAGCCGCAUCACGCAGCCAAGAAAAUUGUUUCUAUAAACCAAUGGAUAACGGCUUUCAAUAUCUUUGCAGCCAUUAAGUGCCAAACCAAGCCGCGAGAGAGCGUUWAUCUAUUUAAAUAUUGUGAGAUUGUUCGUGACAUCGCUGCAAAAACGGGUGAUUGGGCGAUGUACGACGAACAAUUUCGCUAUUUGCGCCAGUCAGCCCCGGAGCGUUUUCCCUGGGAAGCUGUACACUGGGAAUUGUGGCUAAAGGCGACGACUAAUUUUCGUGCCUCAAAACMARCAACUAAUKUUCGUGCCUCAAAGCAAUCCCGCCAGUCGUUCGGACAAGGGACGUGCUGGUCCUUCAACGCAGGGAAAUUUUGCGGGGGGUGCAAAUAUGCMCAYAAGUGCUCAAAUUGCGGUGCAAAACACGCAGCCUCCCAAUGUAAUAGUUCCUCGGUCGGUACCGAACAGCGCGGYGCUUCACAAAGGGUUGGACAGGGAGCUUCUACUACGGCUGUUWAAGAGCCCACCGGUAACUCCCGUAAGAGUGGAGCGUCUUAGUCGACUCCUUGAUUCAUAUGACCCUUCGUUACGAUCAUUUCUUAUUAGUGGUUUUACAUAUGGUUUUUAUGUUCAUUACUUUGGGGAGCGUCGCGCUGUUCAGUCACCGAAUUUACGCAGUGCACUAGAGGCACCAUUGGUUGUUAACGCGAAAUUAGAAAAGGAAUUGAGCGCUGGGAGAAUCGCWGGACCAUUCCACGCUCCUCCUUUUCAKGAUUUUGUAUCRUCUCCUUUAGGCAUAGUUCCCAAGAAAUCGCCUAAUGAAUUUCGCUUGAUUCAYCACUUGUCCUACCCCGCGGGUAGCUCGGUUAAUGACGGAAUUCCGGCUGAAUUUUCCUCAGUUCAUUACGCUUCCAUAAAUGAUGCUAUUGCUAUGAUAAAACGUACAGGGACUGGCUGUUUUUUAGCUAAAACCGAUAUAAAAUCCGCAUUUCGCAUAAUUCCAAUUCAUCCCGAGGAUUAUUCAUUACUUGGGAUGAAAUGGAAUGACCUUUAUUACUUCGAUCGAUGUUUACCGAUGGGUUGUUCGUCAUCGUGCGCUAUCUUUGAAMGUUUUAGCACCGCACUAGAAUGGAUAGCCAAACGACUAUUCAAUACAGACGGUAUUCUGCAUGUUUUGGACGAUUUUCUAUUUAUAGCCAAGGAUAGACACUCGUGUGAGUCGAUGUUAAAGGGAUUUCUUAGUUUGUGCGAUUAUUUAGGMGUUCCAAUCGCMCAGGAAAAAACUCACGGACCGUACACCUCAUUGCAGUUUGUAGGCAUUACACUAGACUCGGUGACYUGGGAGGCGCGCCUUCCCGAGGAUAAGCUUCAAAAAUGCCGCACGAUGAUUGAUGACUUCCUGUCGAGACGCAAAGUYACUCUUCGCGAGAUUCAAUCGCUAAUAGGGCUGUUAAAUUUCACGUGUUCGGUCGUUCUCCCGGGUCGCGCAUUUUUGCGUCGGCUAAUCGAUCUUACCAAAGGCAUACGCCGUCCAUAUCACCGCAUUCGGGUAAGCACAUCGGUCAAAAAUGAUUUACGUGUAUGGUUGCAGUUUCYCAAGCAAUAUAACGGACGGACUUUCUUUAUUGAGGAAUCUUGGACGGGGACUCCCCAUCUAGAGAUGACUUCAGACGCAGCGGGUUCCAAAGGAUACGGCGCACUCUUUGGUAAACAUUGGUUGCACGGGGAAUGGCCUGACGCUUGGAAAUCGUUAAAUAUUACAUUUUUAGAGCUUUUUCCCAUAGUGUUAGCUUUACACGUGUGGGGACCGGAGAUGGCCGACAGAUGCAUUAUCUUCUUAACUGAUAACGCGGCUUUAGUCGACAUAAUCAAUCAGCAAACGUCUAAACAUCCUUUAGUGAUGAUUUUGAUACGCGAUUUAGUCCUCACGGCCCUUAAACAUAAUGUGCUUUUCCGCGCACGGCAUCUGCCGGGGAUAUUGAAUACUCGUGCCGACCUUAUUUCUCGUUUUCAGAUAGACCAAUUCAAGGCUCUCUCCCCUGGAAUGGACGAUCUGCCAACUCAGAUCCCCACGCACCUUCUGCCCMGGAAUUGGUCGAGCAUUUAAGUGACCUUUUACUGUCAGGUCUGUCUGAAGGUUCGCGCAGAACGUAUCAGCGUGCCUGGUCAAWUUUUCGCGAAUUUUACCAGCGAUUUUACGAUUCGCGUCAGCCUAUAGUACCAGUGGCUCCCAACAUCAUAGCAUUGUUCAUUUCAUAUUCGAGUUUCCUUAAGAAGGCACCGGCAACAAUUGCUUCUUAUCUCUCGGCCAUCGGUUAUGUACACAAAUUGCGGGGCUUUCAAGAUCCUACUCAAACAUUUGUAAUACAAAAGCUUAUGAAAGCAGUGGGUCGUGAACGUGCCGCGGACCUUCGACUUCCUAUUUCACGCCCCGUGCUCCAUCAGAUUGUGCGAUCGCUUGUAUCGACCAAUUCCUCGGCUUCAAAACAGCGCCUCUACGCAGCUAUGUUUCUGACAGCCUUUUACGGCUUUUUUCGCGUCGGAGAACUGACGGCCAAAAGCGCUAGAGAGUCUGCAGACAUAGUUCAAUUCGAUGACAUACGUUUUCUCUCUGAGUGUGGUCAGGUUAAGAUGAUUAAGAUAACGAUUCGGAAGUUCAAGCAUAAUUCGGAUAAUAGGCCUUUCGAUAUUCUCAUUGCACGAGAAAGGUCCGCUGUAUUUUGUCCGGUUUUGAGUCUUAUCGCUUAUUGUGAGCUGCGCGGCAGGCAGCCAGGGCCGUUGUUCUGUUUACCUGACAUGAGUCCAAUAACUACCAGUAUGUUUAACACUGAGCUAAAACGUUGUCUUAUAUUUUGUGGGCUAGACACGACUCGUUACAAGAGCCAUAGCUUCAGGAUUGGAGCUGCUUGCUAUGCAUCRGAGCAAGGCUUUUCAGACUCUCAAAUUCGCAAAUUGGGUCGUUGGAAAUCCGACGCGUUCAAAGUUUACUUGCGUCCUGAAUCUCUCAAUGCUAAUUAGUAUAUKUUAUGGGUCGGACAUGGSCCGCCAUAAUAUUUCGUUGUCGCGGUUUUAAUUGUUUGCUGACGGGUCAGACAGGGGCUGCCGUCACAGACCACAAAUAUUUGUGUAAAGUAAUUUGUAGUUAAUCGUAACUCUGGUCAGCAAGGGCUGCAGAGUGGACAAUACGUUUUACGCUGCUUACAAAGGGGAGGGGAUGUUGUUCAGACAUGGGCUGCAACACUACCCCCCGUGUCGCUUAUUGCGUCAGAUAUUUCUUCUUUUCCUAUAAUGUUUUCACUUAAACUAUCGUGAGCUCAGCGUGACUGCGUUUUGGGGUUGCCACACUGUAGUGGCUUGUGGCCGGGUUUUUUCCCAUCUUUGAUGACGCGAUACAGAACAUGUACAUUGUACGUUUUGAGUUGAUCAAUUAAACACGUCACAUGUGUGACCGAAUUUAUUCCAAC